Exophiala aquamarina CBS 119918 is the source of this 3480-nucleotide messenger RNA. RefSeq lists its product as uncharacterized. The transcript has 2 exons. NCBI's taxonomy places the organism in Eukaryota, Fungi, Ascomycota, Eurotiomycetes, Chaetothyriales, Herpotrichiellaceae. Gene Ontology annotation, molecular function: protein binding. Bases 1 to 3480 code for a protein of 1159 amino acids. The record is from RefSeq and is a predicted model, not a curated record.
AUGGAUCUUGAACCUGGAAACGGCGUGAAAGGACGCACCCCAUUCCCGAAUCCCGAUGUUACACAGCAAUCCUCAAACUUGCAGCCAGAGCCAGAGUCAUAUCUCGCGCAGGGAGCCGGCCGAUACUUCCCUGUGAUCGAUCAGUCUCAUGAUGUAGCUCUGGUGACAAAGCUAUUGGACCGGACUCGCGAUUGCAAUGGCGUUUGCAGCGAGAACAUCUUGCUCUGGGGUCUGCCCGGUUGCGGUAAACGCCGCAUUGCAAGGCAAGCCGCCCUGGACUUCUCCAAGGCCACAAAGUGCACCAUUCUAUUCAUUGAUGGCCGGACUCAUGAAACCUUCCUGAGAGACUACCGCGAUGCAUAUACCACCAUGACCGGUGACACACUGCCUCAGGGUUUGGCGGUUGAAGCACUCUUGCUCAAAAUCAGAAUCACCCUCGAAUCCUGUCGCCAAGAUUGGCUCAUGGUCAUCCUGGACCUGCAAUUCUAUCUAGAAGACGGUACUGAUCCCUUGCCCGGCGGUCCGGAUUCAGCACCUACUUCCUUCCUCCCAGAGAGGUCUCGAAUUCUGGUGACAUCUUCCUACGUGAUCGCAUCUCUUGCCGGCACCGUCGACCAAGAUGUGGCCAUGAUUUGCGGCCUGAAGUUCGCCCGGUGGGCCACAUGUCUGCAUGUCGUUGGCGUCGAUGAAAAGAAGGCCAUCCUCUACCUUCAGCAUUCGGGGGUUGAUGCUUCUGACAUCUCAGCCUUCAAGCGCAAGGGAGCCUCUUCACUUUCCAUACCACCCCUGCGACUUGCACUUUCUGCCGCUUGCAUGCGCCUCCUUGGCAUGACUUCGAGCCAAUUUCGCCGCUUGUGCCACAGAAAAUUCAAGGCUCUUCCCUCCUGGCCAGGUUCUGACACCGACUUUUCCAACACCAUGGCAAUUCUUUGGAAAGCCAUCAAUGACUACGAGCCACUAGCCGGCCGCAUCCUCGCUGUGGUCUCCGUUGUAGAUCGACUGCAUCUCCCGAUUUCCCUGAUUGCAAAGCUUCCCAUCUUUCUCAGCAUCGACGCCGACGUGUUCUCUUCAGCGAUCGAUACACUGCUUCUGAGUGGACUUGUGGAGAUCCACGACAGAUUGGGACACGAGACCCUCAGUAUACCUCUCACAAUCUAUCGAUGGGUCCAACUAAGGUUGAGGGCCGUGGAGGAUGAAGAAGAGUACGGAGACAUGAUGAAAGCGUGGGAGGCCAUCUUCACCGAGUAUCUGACCGAAUCACCCAAGCAUGUCACCCCGGGAAAAUCGUGCUUCUCAAGUGAAAGAUUCUGGCCCAUGAUCGGCCAUGUUACAUCGUUGUGUAAUUUCAAGGCCGGGAGUUUGCGCGUCAUUUGCAGUCUCAGCUAUAUGAAAUUCCUGCAACAAGUGGCCCUCAUCUUGAUAGAGGAUGGCAUUCUUUUCAACCAGGGAUUGAUGGCAAUAACGCACGCCUUGGACAUGUGUGUCUUGCUUCAGGAUCAACACAGACCACCCGGUGGAAAUCUCAGCUUACAUCGAGACUACGUCUCUAUGCUCCAGACUCGAGCCCUUGCCUUCUCAAAGGCUUCUAAGUUUUCCGAGUCCAAGGCCGAACUUAGGGAAGCCGAGCGAUAUUUGAGUCAACAUCUUGGCACAGAUUCCUGCUAUGAUAGUCAUCGGCGUCGAAUUGAUGAUGCUAAAGCCCACCUGUCAAUCAUACAACAAGAUUUCCCUGAAGCGCUCCGACUUCUCACUCCCCUCAUAGCAUCAUCAAAUAGUCGAGAAGACCCUUUUAUCAUUGCACAACGACAUUUCUGGUUAACCGCCUACAAAACUUCCAUCAAGGCCGACAUUGGGGCUUUGAAGCAUUCACAUGUGGCAAUGGGAUAUUGGGCAGCUCUCUCGGAACGUGAAAAAUGGGGCCAUGAAGACAGCAGAAGACUGCAUUGGGUCGAGAACCACAUGAUUUGCUUGAUGUACCUGGGCAAAUACAAAGGAGCUUUGCUCUUCGGAAGACGACUUCUGAAAUGUGCGCAACAACUAACACCAAACUUUGGGAUAUCACUUUGCCGCAUGACUUACAGAGUCGUCCUAUGUCUCAGUGCACUUGGCAAGCUGGACGAAGCAGAAGAAGCAGUAUGCUAUCUCCUUGCACGAUCGGACUACAAAAGGGUUGAGGACGAGACUCUGUCACACCUGCUUGUUGUGCUGCACGCAUUAGGCCAACUACUACAAAUGCAUGGCCGCACCGUGGAAGCUGAGGGCGUUUACCGCUACAUUUUACGAGGAGCCAAGCAGUGGAAUGUCCAAAGCAUAGGAAGCCCCAGUCGCUACGAUGUGACAGGGGCCUGGACAAGGUUGGUCAUGUGUCUCAUUGAACAAGGCAAGUUUUCAGAAGCUCGAGUUAUCCGCGACAAAUAUCAAGACGAAGCCGAUGAAGACCGCAUAGAUCGACUUAUCAUGCGCGCAAGAGCCGCCUACAAAUACAUGAAGGAAGUCUACACCAAAAGACUGGAGGCAGAACGCUCGGGCCACCUCUUGGAGUACGAGGCACUGGUUGAUCUGUACGGGCUGAAACCAGAUUUAGACGAAGCAAUCACCAUGUUUGGAGAUCCAAAGCAGCGAGUUGAAGAAAAUCGCGAUUUUGAAAUCGAUAUCGACAUCCACAAAGUCAGCCGAGCGAGAAAAAGCAGAAUUCUCCCGCUGCUGAAUUUCCCCUUGGUAUAUCAAUCUUUCGUUCACUUGACUGCCAGGCGGUUUGAGUUGGAUGACCCUUCCGAGGACCUUUGGUGCAAUCGCAAACAGACGAUUUUAGGCCAAUAUUGGAGAUUCUGCGAUUGCAAAAGGAAGAGACAAAGGAGUGCCAGUGUGAGCCUGGAUAUUCUGGUCGAAGGCGCACCCAAGCAACGACGAAAUAUGGAGCCGGGCAGGGCAGGAACAACACUCAACCAAAAAUCGCUCGACGACUGGGUCAUACGAACUCCUGCACACAAGGUAUUGCCGCCUGGCUGCUGCGAAUCAUGUCCCUGUAUUGCCGCGAACUUAGCGGGCCAAAAGGAAAGCAGAGACCUAGAAUCGAAGCUAUUUCUCUGGACGGACUCCGAAGCCGAGGAGGCGAUCAAGUCGAAAGACCCUCCCCGUUAUCGACGGCGCAAGCCAAAAAGGCAACCAAUCCCAGACCACGAAAUUUUCACAUACGAUCCAGCCAAGAAUGCCUGGCUCUGGCUACAGUCUGAAUGGAGGGAUGGGGACGGAGAGGAUGAGAACUAUAUCAUCCCGAGCGCGCUGGACAUCCCCGGAAUCUCGAUCACGCCUCCUGAAGGCGACAAAGAACUGUUGCCGGAAGCCAAAGACCACCAGAGCAAACUAACGGAGCAUUACGAACGAGAUUUCGCCAGCGAGUACGUUAUGGAAUUGACAAGGUCGGCGGGUCGGCGUUUCGAAUACCAUCGCCUUGAUGAUAUACUCGAAGACGAUGAAUGA